Molecule: messenger RNA, 1443 nt
Organism: Chara braunii
Lineage: Eukaryota; Viridiplantae; Streptophyta; Charophyceae; Charales; Characeae
Source: the annotation of a GenBank genome assembly
AGCACUUGAAAAUAGUGCUAGGUCUCCUUAGACAGCACCAGUACAAAGUGAACUUGGAUAAAUGCGAGUUUGGUCGCACCAAGAUCCUGUAUCUGGGUCAUGAAAUUUCAGCAGAUGGAUUGAGGCCGGAAGAUGCGAAGGUGGCCAGCAUACGUGACUGGCCCAGACCUCAGACGGUUACUGAGGUCAGAUCGUUUUUGGGGAUGACAGGCUAUUAUCGUCCGUUUGUGAAGAACUAUAGUACUAUAGCCUCCCCAUUAACAGAUCUAACUCGACUUGACACCCCUUGGGAGUGGACUGAAGAGUGUGAAGCCAGCUUCAAGAAAUUGAAGUAUGAUCUGACGCACUAUGAAGUUCUCAAACUUCCUGAUCCUGACAAACCGUUUGUUGUGAGCACAGACGCCAGCCAAUAUGGCAUAGGCGCGGUCCUUGCGCAACAGGAAGGGCCCAAGUUGAGACCGAUCGAGCACAUGAGCAAGAAGAUGCCAUCUCAAAAGUUGGCCAAGUCCACUUAUGAGAGAGAGCUCUACGCCCUGUUUAGAGCACUAGUUCAUUGGAGACACUACCUCCUAGGAAGAUUCUUCUAUGUGAGGUCGGACCAUGAGACUUUGCGUUGGAUCAAGACACAGCCAGUCUUGUCGGACGCACUCAAGAGAUGGAUUCAAGUGAUAGACAUGUAUGACUAUCAACUUGAUCCUAUCAAGGGUACGUACAACAAAGUGGCUGAUGCGCUAUCAAGAAGGGCAGAUUAUCUGGGCGCGCUGGUCACUGAGUUUGGCAUAUCUGACGAACUCACUCGAUCGCUGGUGGAAGCCUAUCAGGGAGAUCCAGUUAUGUCAGAGAUCAUCCGUAGAUUCCAAGCAAAGGACAAAAAGACUUUGGACGAGUUUACGAUKGUAAAUGGCUUGSUGUUCCUUGAGAAGGCAGGGAAUAAAAGACUUUGUGUUGCUAAUAGUGAGUCUUUACGUAGUUUAUUCUUAGGAGAACGUCACGAUGCAACUGGUCAUUUUGGAUAUAAGAAGACAGCAGCAAACUUAGUUCAGAGAUUCUGGUGGCCCUCUAUGAUGGAAGAUGCAAAACGAUAUGUUGAAACCUGCCAGGUUUGUCAAAGGGACAAACCAAGGACUCAGGCACCGCUUGGGCUCAUCAAGCCCUUGCCGAUUCGUGAAGGUCCUGGUCAAAGUGUGUCCAUGGACUUCAUGGAUACUCUUUGUGACCAGUAAGUCUGGAAAGAGACACAUCUUCGUAAUAGUGGACCGCUUUACUAAGUAUGCAAGACUAAUCGCUAUGCCAGAAACAGCUAAAACUGAUCAUGUCAUCAAAGUAUUUAUGGACAAUUGGGUCCGUGACUUCGGUUUGCCUACGUCUAUCGUUAGUGAUAGGGAUGUCAGGUUUACGAGUGAACUGUGGCAGUCAACUGCUGAACAAAUGGGCACAAAGCUC